AUGGCUAACAUCAACAUUCGUCGGGAUAUUUCCGACCCCUUCUACCGCUACAAGAUGGAGCGUCUCCAAGCCAAGAUCGAGGGCAAGGGCAACGGUAUCAAAACUGUCGUUGUCAACCUGAACAGCGUUGCCCAAUCACUCAGCCGCCCACCAUCAUAUUUGAUCAAGUACUUUGGCUUCGAACUUGGAGCCCAGGCAAACUCUAAGCCAACUGAUGAUCGUUGGAUCAUCAACGGUGCCCAUGAUGCCCCAAAGCUUCAGGACUACCUGGACGGUUUCAUCACCAAGUUCGUUCUCUGCAAGAAAUGCAAGAACCCAGAGACCGACGUCGUCAUCAAGGAUCAGUCUAUCAUCCUUGACUGCAAGGCUUGUGGUGAACGCUCGGAUGUUGAUCCCCGUCUCAAGCUUAGCUCCUUCAUCUUGAAGAAUCAACCAAAGAAGGGAAAGAAGGAUAAGUCAACCAAGAAGUCUCGCAGAGAGAGGAACAAGGAGAAAGGAGAUAAGGCCGAGAAUGGAGAGAACGGAGAAGCAAACGGUAGCCCAGGAGACAGCAAUGGCUCUGAUAUGGGAGAUGAGAAUGGUGACAUGGGUGUUGACGCUCACAGCGAUGACGAACUUACUCGUCGAAUCAAGGCGGAAGCCGAGCAAAUCGAGCACAACGACGACAUCGAGGACGAAGAGUGGGCCGUGGAUGUUUCAGAAGCCGCCGUCAGGGCCCGUGCUCAAGAACUCCCCGAUGAUCUGAAGCGCACUCUCGUCUUCAACGAUGGCGACGGUGACGAAGAUGGUGAAAACGCAGUGGCUAGCUCGUAUGAUCAGUUUGGAAGCUGGAUCAUCGAGGAGGCUGAGAAGUCCGACAAGGGUGCCGCUGGUAUCAGCGAUGUUGACAUCUACAAGAAGGCCAAGGAGUUUGGGAUCGAGUCCAAGCACAAGACCCUCUCUGUCUUGGCCCAGACCCUUUUCGAUGACAACAUUGUCAAGCAGAUCCCAGUUCGUGCUGGCCUCUUGAAGAAGAUGAUUACUUCCGAACGCCACGAAAAGGCCUUCCUUGGAGGCACUGAACGCUUCGUCGGCAAGGACCGUCCAAACCUUCUUCCAGUGGUGUCUUCUAUCCUUCUUGCCUACUACCAGCACGACUUGGUUUCCGAGGAGCUGCUCAAGAGCUGGGGAAGCAAGGCCAGCAAGAAGUAUGUUGACAUCGCUACCAGCAGGAAGGUUCGCAAAUCUGCCGAGAAGUUCCUCGAGUGGCUCGAGACUGCCGAGAGUGAAGAUGAGAGCGAGGAGGAUGAUGAGUAA
Messenger RNA from Nannizzia gypsea CBS 118893, 1296 nucleotides. Its product is annotated as eukaryotic translation initiation factor 5. Gene Ontology annotation, cellular component: cytosol. The record is from RefSeq and is a predicted model, not a curated record. Gene Ontology annotation, molecular function: GDP-dissociation inhibitor activity; eukaryotic initiation factor eIF2 binding; translation initiation factor activity. Lineage: Eukaryota; Fungi; Ascomycota; Eurotiomycetes; Onygenales; Arthrodermataceae. The transcript is spliced from 4 exons. Gene Ontology annotation, biological process: formation of translation preinitiation complex; formation of cytoplasmic translation initiation complex; translational initiation. The coding region runs from base 1 to 1296 and encodes 431 amino acids.